Molecule: messenger RNA, 1296 nt
Organism: Silurus meridionalis
Lineage: Eukaryota; Metazoa; Chordata; Actinopteri; Siluriformes; Siluridae
Gene: fosl1b
Product: FOS like 1, AP-1 transcription factor subunit b
Exons: 4
Coding region: 255-857 (200 amino acids)
Biological process (GO): regulation of transcription by RNA polymerase II
Cellular component (GO): nucleus
Molecular function (GO): DNA-binding transcription factor activity, RNA polymerase II-specific; RNA polymerase II cis-regulatory region sequence-specific DNA binding
Source: RefSeq, a predicted model, not a curated record
CACACAGGAGCAGAAGGGCGGGACUAAAACUCACUAGUGGAAUAAAAAAUGAAUUGGAUCACGUGCUUAAGUUUCAUCCCUGUUGGAGCGCGUGGAGUCGUUUGAAUUCAGCCCGUGGCGCGAGGUCAUUCCAAUUCAGGGAGUAAAGAGAAUGAAACUAUGCGAUUUUAUGGAACUAGACGGGAACAAAGAAAUCUAAAAGUGUAAAUGACUGGUUUUGACGGUCAUGAUAAUCCUGGAGAACUUUUGGAGAGAUGUAUCAGAGCCAGGGGAGUGCAGCUUUCACUUACGGACUUUACACAGACAUGGCAGCACGACUGGACCUGAGCACCACCACCUACAUGCACAAGAAGAUCACAGAUGCAGUCACAUCUAGCCCCAAUGCUGACUUCGUCCCAUCCAGGCCGGAUGAUGAAUGGCUUCUUGAGUCCUCUCUCGUCUCAGAAUCUCUAGUCUCAGAAGCAGAGUGCUGGGACACCAUGGCCUCCUUUUUGCCCUCUUCACUGCCAAACUGUCCAUGUCUUCUGUCACAGUGUUUCAGUUCAGAGCCACUUCACUCUGGGACACGAGACAGAUCUCACGAUCCAGACAAAGAACACAACAAUCAGAGUAGAUCUGUUGAGGAGUGUGAGAGGAGGAGAGUGCGCAGGGAAAGGAACAGAAUAGCUGCAGCUAGAUGUCGGGAUCGUCGACGCAUGCUUACGGAAACAUUACAAAACGAGACUGAGCAGUUGGAGCAUGAGAAGGCUCAGCUAGAGGCAGAGAUUGCCAGGCUAGAGAGGGAGAAAGAAAGGCUGGAGUUGGUUCUGGAGGCCCAUAUGCCUGCCUGUAAGAUGGAUGGCUCUAAUACCGAAUAACCAUCAACCCUGAACAAGUUCAUAACUGAAUCUGCAGGUUCAGAUCAGUCCUUAUAUCUUAUAUUUUAGUUUAAAAAAGUUGAAAGGCAUUUGUGUUACCAUGUUAAACAUAAGUAACAUUAUAUUUUGCAUGUUGCUUACAAAUAUUACUAAAUAGUACAUUUUACAUUAGAAGUUAUACCAUAAGUCAGAAGAAAAUCCUACUAUUUCAAAAAAACGGUUCUGAAAUUAAAUAAUCAAAGUUUUAGCCACUCCAGUGGAUAUGAACUUGUAUAAAAUGGUCAGCAUGGCCUGACAUAGAAUGGCCAAUAAAAAGCUAUUUGUUUAUUCUUAGUGUUCUUUUCUUGGUUCAUAAAAAAUGUCAUGUGUCUUGUGCAGAAUACACAGUCAUCUUAUCUGUUUCCAGUUUUCACAUCAUUAAAAAAUACCCUUUAUUCCA